Messenger RNA from Zootermopsis nevadensis, 1286 nucleotides. RefSeq names its product RING finger and transmembrane domain-containing protein 2. Gene Ontology annotation, cellular component: nucleus. Gene Ontology annotation, molecular function: DNA-binding transcription activator activity, RNA polymerase II-specific; RNA polymerase II cis-regulatory region sequence-specific DNA binding; ubiquitin protein ligase activity. Gene Ontology annotation, biological process: cell differentiation; positive regulation of transcription by RNA polymerase II; positive regulation of ERAD pathway. NCBI's taxonomy places the organism in Eukaryota, Metazoa, Arthropoda, Insecta, Blattodea, Termopsidae. The record is from RefSeq and is a predicted model, not a curated record.
GUUGUACUGGUAUAAACAGCAGCCAACAAUCGGCUUUCGUCAGUCGGGAACGAAUUCUGGAUAAAGUGCUUCGAGUUUCUUUUGUGUUGACUUCUUUAGUGAAAACCUUUCCGAAUAAUUCAAGUACUUUUCUUGUGCGCAUUCCACUCUUCACUCUGUCUUGACGGAGGACAUCGACGAAGAAAGUAAUGAACACCGAAACGUCGGAAGACAUGUCGAGCUUAAGUACGCAAGCGAAUCACGAGGCUGGCUCUGAGACGAAGAGGAAAUUUCUCGCAGCAAUUAAUUUAACGCGCGCGAUGAAGUCGAAGGACGAAGAUUGUGUGAGAACAGAAAACUGCGGCCUUCCGACCACAAUCGAAGUUUUAACUUCAAAUGGACAAACCGUUCCUUUGCAACGGGCGACGACACAGGAAACUGACGUGGACGAGGCUUGUACUCUCGGAAAUGAAAUUACUCUCCUGGUUAUGGACAGUUUUCCCAAGCAGUUUUCUGGUACUCGCACGGAUUCCAAUGUAGACUUUUCUGAAUCCGUUGCACCAACGGAACUUCCGGUGGCAGAAUUUCAGCAUAAAAAUGACGCCGGCGACUUAAGCGAUGAUCUUUCGUGGCUGAUAAAUUUUAAACCUGGCGCGUCGUCUAUCGCAGCUGAAGUCGAGGACGGCCACAAAGGCGGAGGAGGUAAUAAUAAUAAUGGCCUCAUCGACAACCGUCAGCAGCACCAACCUGACCUGAAAUUACCAGUUCGGCCGAAGAGACGCCGUCAACGUAAGAGAAGAGCGGAAAAGAUCAAAGGAACGGCAAUGGGUCAUCCUGUUGAGAAAAUACGACGACCGCCGAACGCCUUCAUGUUCUUCUCGAAUGAGUGGAGGAAGAAGAUAGCUGCCAUCUACCCCGAAGAGAGUAACAGGCAGAUCAGCGUGAGACUUGGCGGAAUGUGGAAAGGAAUAGAAGGAGUGCACAAGAAUGUGUAUUUUGCCCUCGCACGCCAGGCAGAAGCGGAGCAUAAGAAGAAAUAUCCAGAUUACGUCUACAUCCCCGUGGAGGCCCGCACGCAGAAGCUUCUUCGGGAGCAGGCCCGUGAUAUGAAAUUUGGGAGAACAAGACGCCUCACGACGGCGCAGACCAGCAGCGCCCGUCCCCUGCCUGCCGAAGAACAUCAAAAAGGAGGAACCACAGGCACACCGGGUGUCGCUUCAUCAGAGGGACAAAACAAAAUCAGCCAGAAUUCAGCGCCUUAUAACACGCAGUCGGCCACAGCAGGAAUCUCUGAGCUUCCGUUGUGA